Sitophilus oryzae (rice weevil) is the source of this 525-nucleotide messenger RNA. RefSeq lists its product as uncharacterized. The coding region runs from base 1 to 525 and encodes 174 amino acids. Lineage: Eukaryota; Metazoa; Arthropoda; Insecta; Coleoptera; Curculionidae. The record is from RefSeq and is a predicted model, not a curated record. The transcript has a single exon.
AUGGGGAUACAGAUUGGUAAUCAUUGCUUGACAACCUUGUUGUUCGCCGAUGAUCAGGUUAUAAUUGCUAAUGAUGAGGAAGAUAUUGACUAUAUGCUCAGAAAAUUGAAAGAGGAGUACGCAAAAUGGGGAUUGAAAAUGAACAUGACAAAAACAGAACAUCAAAAAAUGGCAGACGAUGGACAAGUAGACCGGAGCUUAGAACUCAGCAAUAUAAAACUAUGCGAAGAAUACAAAUAUUUAGGAACUAUAAUAUCUCAAGAAGGAACAUCAAACAGGGACAUUCAACAUAGAACACAACAAGGGCAGAAAUGUAUCCGAAUACUAAAUUCAGUCCUUUGGUCGAAUAAAAUAAAAUUAAAAAUUAAAAUGACAAUCUACAAAUCGAUAGUAGACCCUAUUUUAUCGUACGGGUCAGAAUUCUGGCAAUUGACUGAAAAAAAACAGAAAAAGAGUGGAUGUGGUAGAAAUAGAUUUCUUGAAAAGAGCGUGUCAGAUAUCAAGAAUAGAACAUAUUCGAAAUGA